UGGUGAAACAGGAAAUGUAUGGACUGCAGUGGCCCACAUAAUAACAGGAGUGAUAGGGUCAGGGAUUCUAUCAUUGGCAUGGUGUAUGGCUCAGCUAGGUUGGAUUGGAGGCUCAUUCUCUAUGCUCUUCUUUGCUUUCAUCACUCUCAUCUCUGCCUUUCUUCUCUCCAACUGCUACAGAUCUCCUUACCCUGAGCUUGGCCCCACUAGAAACCACUCCUACUUGGAAGCUGUCCACUUCAAUUUAGGAGAGAGAAGUUCUUGGGCAUGUGGACUUUGUGUAAAUAUUAACUUAUAUGGGAUUGGCAUUGCCUACACCAUUACUUCUGCUAUCAGCAUGAGAGCAAUACAGAAAUCAAAUUGUUACCACAGUAUGGGCAUGAGGUUAAUUGUGAAUAUGGAGAUACUUAUUAUAUGCUAAUAUUUGGAUUAUCACAAAUUGUGGUUUCUCAAAUACCCAAUUUUCAUAAUAUGGAAUGACUCUCUGUUGUUGCUGCAACCAUGUCCUUCAUCUAUUCCUUCAUUGCAUUGGCACUUGGUUUGGUGAAAGUAACAGGUGAUGGAGUAAUCAAAGGUAACAUUGCAGGAGUCUCAACUUCUACUACACUUGAGAAAGUAUGGUUGGUUUCUGAAGCACUUGGGGACAUUGCUUUUGCCUAUCCAUACUCCAUCAUUCUCAUUGAAAUACAGGUAUUCAGUCAGCCACUUUUUGCACUGGUAGACAAAUGGUUUGCAAGGAAGUUCCCAAACAGUGGAUUUGUGAACUAUGACUACACUUUGAAACUUCCCUUUUUCCUAAUUCUCAGACUAAAUCUUCUCAGACUCUGUUUUCGCACAACUUAUGUGGCGUCAACAACUGUGAUUGCGAUGAUCUUUCCAUACUUCAACCAAGUUUUG
Molecule: messenger RNA, 897 nt
Organism: Camellia sinensis
Lineage: Eukaryota; Viridiplantae; Streptophyta; Magnoliopsida; Ericales; Theaceae
Source: RefSeq, a predicted model, not a curated record